This is a messenger RNA of Diaporthe citri, 882 nucleotides long. RefSeq lists its product as uncharacterized. The record is from RefSeq and is a predicted model, not a curated record. Gene Ontology annotation, molecular function: metalloexopeptidase activity. Bases 1 to 882 code for a protein of 293 amino acids. The transcript is spliced from 5 exons. Lineage: Eukaryota; Fungi; Ascomycota; Sordariomycetes; Diaporthales; Diaporthaceae. Gene Ontology annotation, biological process: proteolysis.
AUGCAUUUCCACUGUGUCUGUGGCCUCCUGUUCGCCGUGGCAGGCGUCGCUACCGCAAGCCCGUUCAGCCAUGCUGAGACUUGGGUGACUGCAGACGCUGCUCUGCGCCUGAUCAAGGUCUCCGAGUCCGAUCCUGGCACUUGGGUCCGUGAAGAUGACAAGAUCGAGAACUAUGUGGCCAAAGGCGUCAAUUUUGUCGAUGUCACUGAUAUGAGCGUGGUUGUAUCCGCUGCUGCAGCCAACCCGAGCAUAAGCGUCACCAAGUUCUCACACUGUUUCAACCAGCCCUCAGUCAUCGCAAAGAUCCCCGGUUCUUCAUCCGACUCUCUGGUCAUUGUGGGAGCGCACUUUGACUCCACGGGCGGUAGAAGUACCGCCCGCGGUCCGGGGGCGGACGACAACGGAUCUGGGGUGGCCGUCAUAUUCGAGGCGCUGAGGAUCCUCGCCCAGGCGGGCUUCGCGCCCCGAGACACAUUAGAAUUCCACUUCUAUGCUGGCGAGGAGGGCGGGCUUCUGGGCAGUAAGGACAUAUUCCAGUCUUACAAGACCGCUAACAAGCAGGUUCUGGCUAUGAUGAAUCAGGACAUGGCAGGGUUGUAUACCGACUAUGUGGACUCUGGCUUGACUGCAUAUGUGAGGAGGGUGGCCGAGGGAUAUACAGGGCUCAAGACGUCGACUGAUGCUUGUGGGUAUGGCUGCUCGGAUCAUCACUCGGCUUACUCCAACGGGUUCCCUGCUGCGUAUGCAUGUGACGAGGUGCUGUCAACUUCUAGCCACUACAUUCACUCGCCUUCAGAUUCGUACAGCACAAUAAUGUGGGAUGCAAUCGAGCGCCACACCAAGUUUACAGUUGGGUUCCUCGUCGAGGCCUCGUAUCUUUAA